This is a messenger RNA of Sinocyclocheilus anshuiensis, 1996 nucleotides long. RefSeq names its product cysteine sulfinic acid decarboxylase-like. NCBI's taxonomy places the organism in Eukaryota, Metazoa, Chordata, Actinopteri, Cypriniformes, Cyprinidae. Gene Ontology annotation, molecular function: sulfinoalanine decarboxylase activity; pyridoxal phosphate binding. The coding region runs from base 117 to 1610 and encodes 497 amino acids. The transcript is spliced from 14 exons. Gene Ontology annotation, cellular component: cytoplasm. Gene Ontology annotation, biological process: taurine biosynthetic process; carboxylic acid metabolic process. The record is from RefSeq and is a predicted model, not a curated record.
GUGCAUAUAUGAAGGCUGGAUCUUGCAAUGAACCACUGAGGGUCUCGAGGCAUCCUUAACACAUCAGAUACAGGAGAGUUUCAGUGCUGAGUACAGAGAGGACAUUAAACCGCACGAUGAGUUCAUCUGAAGAAUAUAUUAAUGGCCAUGUCCACCUGGAAGAAUAUGAGUCAGAUGGCAAGCUGUUCCUUACUGAGGCUUUCAAUGUGAUUAUGGAGGAGAUACUUCACAAAGGAACUGACUUGAAGGAGAAGGUGUGUGAGUGGAAAGAUCCAGAUCAACUGAGAGCUCUUCUGGAUCUUGAUCUCAGAGAACAUGGAGAAUCUCACGAGCAGCUACUGCAGAGGGUCCGAGAUGUGGCGAGAUACAGCGUUAAAACCUGUCAUCCUCGGUUCUUCAAUCAGUUGUUUGCUGGCGUGGACUACCAUGCAUUGACAGGACGGCUCCUCACUGAAACCCUCAACACCAGCCAAUACACCUAUGAAGUGGCUCCGGUGUUUGUCCUGAUGGAGGAGGAAGUGCUCCGUCAGCUUCGCUCUCUGGUUGGCUGGUCAGAAGGAGAUGGGAUAUUUUGUCCCGGGGGUUCAGUGUCCAACAUGUACGCCAUGAACAUCGCACGAUACUGGGCCUUCCCUCAAGCGAAGACACAAGGCUUGUGGGCCACACCACGCAUGGCUAUAUUUACAUCACAACAGAGUCAUUACUCAAUGAAAAAAGCUGCUGCUUUUCUUGGUAUCGGAACAGACAAUGUUUUCAUUGUACAAGUGGAUGAGAGCGGCAGCAUGAUACCAGAGGACCUGGAGGCAAAAAUUGUGCAAGCAAAAUCAAAAGAUGCUGUCCCAUUUUUCGUUAAUGCCACAGCGGGUACCACAGUGCAGGGCGCCUUUGAUCCUCUGAACCACAUAGCUGACAUAAGUGAAAGAAACGGCAUGUGGAUGCACAUUGACGCCGCUUGGGGAGGAAGCGUGCUGUUUUCCAAAAAACACAAACAUCUGGUUGCAGGAUUAGAAAGAGCAAACUCUGUGACUUGGAACCCUCACAAAAUGCUUCUAGCGGGAUUGCAGUGCUCUGUGAUUUUGUUUAGAGAUACCACGAAUCUGCUAAUGCACUGUCACAGUGCCAACGCAACCUACUUAUUCCAGCAAGACAAGUUCUACGAUACAAGUCUAGACACGGGAGACAAAUCUAUCCAGUGUGGCCGCAAGGUGGAUUGUUUGAAGCUCUGGUUAAUGUGGAAAGCAAUAGGAACACAUGGGCUUUCAGAGCGAGUGGAUAAGGCCUUUGCCCUCGCAAGGUAUUUAGUUGAAGAAAUGGAGAAAAGGGAGAAUUUCAAGUUGGUCUGUAAGGGGCAUUUUGUGAACGUUUGCUUCUGGUUUAUUCCACCCAGUAUGAAAGGGAAGGAGAACAGUCCGGAUUACCAGGAAAGGUUAUCAAAGGUGGCGCCAGUCAUCAAAGAGCGAAUGAUGAAGCGUGGAACAAUGAUGGUGGGAUACCAGCCCAUGGAUGGACGCGUCAACUUCUUCCGUAUGGUUGUUCUUUCUCCUCAGCUGACCACCAAGGACAUGGAUUUCUUCCUUGAUGAGAUAGAAAAACUAGGGAAGGACCUGUAGUUAGUUUGAAUGUCAGUGGUCUACCAAUAGACAAUGUCACAUUAACCCCUCUCAUCUUGAUAUUUUUAAUUUGUGAUUUUCUAAAGGUUGCUAAAAUGUUGACUUGUAAGCGGUACACAAUACUGACUUCAAUGAUUAAGCCAGCAAAUAAAUGUGCGUGAAUGAAUCUCAUAGAUUCUGGCCCACGUAGGUAUGGAAUUCAUUUGGAAAACCCAAUUUAGAUCUUAGGGCUUUUACUAAUUUUACUAAUUUACUAAUCAUCUGUAUUAAAUAAGGGCGGCAUCCAAAAUGUGCACUGCAGGGGCCUCCAGGACCAGGAUUGAGAAGCACUGUGAAACUGUGUCACCAAAACUGAAUGUGCAAAAUGAUUUACAGGCAGAAAGCGU